AUGGCAAAGAAGGGAAAGGGUGCGCUUGCCAGUGCUCUUGCGAGACAUCAGAGCGAGCAGCAGCAGAGAAAAACAAAAUUGCAGAAGCUGAACAACAAAGAGAUCCAUUAUCCAGGUAACAAAAAGAAGCCCAAAAGCAAAACGGUAGCGGCAGACGCCAGCAAAAAGGACGAGGAGGCCGCAAGCGAAACACCUCUCGAUGAGAAAAAAGUUCUCGUUCCGUUUGACAAGAAAGACCGGAUUCUCAUUGUCGGAGACGGCGACUUUUCGUACACGCUGAGUAUCGUGAAGAAAAAGCUGAUCAAGGCAAAGAACGUGAUAGCAACGUCAUUUGACACGCUCGACGAGUUGCACAGCAAGUACCCGGACACCGUGGACGCCACGCUGCAGGAGCUGCGGGAGCUGGGCGUGACGAAAGUGUAUCACGGGAUAGACGGAACGCGGCUUGCGGAGACACUGGGCGUGAACAUCCGGAGCAAGCGGCAGGGGGACGGCAGCGGGAAGAGCAUUGAAGUUUUGGGCGGGUUGACGGUGAACAGCAUCAUCUUCAACUUCCCGCACAUUGGCAAACACAUCUCCGACGUCGAGCGCAACAUCAUCAAGAACCAGGAGCUGCUCUCCCGCUUCUUUGGCAGCUGCCGGGAGUUCUUCUCCAUCUUGCGCAGACAGCGGGAGCUGCGCACGCGGUCCGGGUACAAGGCGCUGGAGCAGGACGACCAGGACAAGGACAAGGACAGCGACGAGGACGAGGACGAGGACGGCGACGGGGACGCACACGGAGCGUACUUCUCGGCCCUGGGCAAGAAGCAGCAGCCGCGCGACUCCGACGUGAUUACCGUGACUGUGUUCAGCGGCGAGCCCUACGACUCGUGGAAGAUCAAGAAGCUGGCCAGAGACAGCAUCGGCUACAGCGUCCAGCGCUCGGGCCGCCUCGAGUGGCGGUACUACGACGGCUACAGCCACCGUCGCACCGCCGGCGCCGGUAGCACCAACAAGCGGGCCAGCACCCGGGACGCCCGCAUAUACAAGUUCGAGAAGUGGGACGCCGCCGCCCACGCGAGGACCAAGAAGCGCCGCCGCGGCGACGCCAGCGACACCGACAGCGACGGUGCCUAG
Pichia membranifaciens NRRL Y-2026 is the source of this 1116-nucleotide messenger RNA. RefSeq lists its product as hypothetical. Lineage: Eukaryota; Fungi; Ascomycota; Pichiomycetes; Pichiales; Pichiaceae. Bases 1 to 1116 code for a protein of 371 amino acids. The transcript has a single exon. Gene Ontology annotation, cellular component: cytoplasm. Gene Ontology annotation, biological process: rRNA base methylation. Gene Ontology annotation, molecular function: rRNA (uridine-N3-)-methyltransferase activity. The record is from RefSeq and is a predicted model, not a curated record.